AGUGGUGCAUUGGGACAACGCGUUUGGAAUUGUCCGCUUUGAACGAGCAACGAAUUAAGACUUCCUGAAGACUUCCUUUAUCUGUUCCAGCUCGCUGUCCAUCCCGUCCCUAAUCUCUUUAUCCAUUGCUCACCCGAAUCAUAAUUCUAUCCGCUGCCAAUGGACUCCCGAAGACCCGACAUGAAGAAGAAGCUGGUGGUGGUUGGAGAUGGCGGAUGCGGGAAGACUUGUCUCCUCAUCGUAUACGCAGAGAAUAGAUUUCCUGAGUCUUACAUACCCACUGUAUUCGAAAACUAUGUCACGCAAAUCCAAUUCGACGGCAAACUGGUAGAGCUAGCACUUUGGGACACCGCAGGGCAGGAAGAAUACGACCGACUACGACCACUAUCCUAUCCCGAAUCCGACGUCAUCCUGAUCGUGUUCUCUAUCGAUUUUCCUGUCUCGCUCGGAAAUGUGCAAGAUAAGUGGUACCCUGAAGUUGCCCACUUUUGCGAAGGAACACCUCUUAUCCUCGUUGGAACUAAGACUGACCUGCGGCGGGACGAACAAACACGGCGCAUGCUUGGCGCGCAGGGUCAGGUGCCAGUGACACCUGAGCAAGGUGGCACGGUGGCACGAGAAAUCGGUGCCAAGUACAUUGAGUGCUCAGCAAAGACAGGAAGUGGUGUGCAAGACGUGUUCAACCUUGCAUUACGAGAGAGUAUGAAGGGACGCUGGGGGAAGAUGGUGAAGCAACGACGGUGUGUGAUCGUGUAGGGGAGCGGUCGCUGAUCACGUUCACGCGUUUCAUUGGUUGGUG
This is a messenger RNA of Suillus clintonianus, 799 nucleotides long. Its product is annotated as signal transducer. The transcript has 4 exons. Gene Ontology annotation, molecular function: GTPase activity; GTP binding. The record is from RefSeq and is a predicted model, not a curated record. Bases 160 to 756 code for a protein of 198 amino acids. NCBI's taxonomy places the organism in Eukaryota, Fungi, Basidiomycota, Agaricomycetes, Boletales, Suillaceae. Gene Ontology annotation, biological process: small GTPase-mediated signal transduction.